AGGCCCGUUCUUUUGGCUUACCCUCACUUGAUACAGGCACAUAUCACAUGAUGCACACAGGCGGCGAUCCCUAUGUAAGACACGGGGAGGGGGACUCGCUGCCUUUCACAGAAGCUGAAAGAAAAUAAUAAAAAUACGGCUUUCCUGGCUGCACUGAAAAUCUCCUGUUCUUGACUUCUCCUGCUCUUACCCAGCCUGUGCAAUACGAGGCGGAUGAGCUCUCGGUGCUCGUCAGGGAGAGACUUUGUUCAGGGCCUCGCCUUUAGGAACGCCUGAACCGGCUGUGAAGGGAAACGGUGGGACUGUCUCCCCGCGGUCCGGAGCGUCUCCCUGCCCAGUCCAGCCUGGCUUGCUUGUUACAACAAAUGACGUAAGGCCUAAAUUUUGCCGUUGUAAUUUGCAUUUAAUGCACGACCACGCUGUGCUAUGCGGGGCUUGGAAGCGGCGUGCCCUCAGCCCCCCCAGGUGCACACCAACAGCCCCCUCAGGAGAAACGACCCCGUCUUGAAAACGUGAAAAAAAAACAACAACCAAACAAACAAAAACCGCGAACCGAGCAGAAAUAGCCGCUGUUUCUUCACCACCCUCUGCCUGAGCCCGGGCUGGGCGGGCGGAGCCGCGCUGCAGCGGGGGCCGGGCCGUGCCGGCGGGGAGGCCGGGCCCCGCCGCCGCCAUGCCGAAGGUGGUGUCCCGCUCCGUCGUCUGCUCCGACACCCGCGACCGCGAGGAGUACGACGAUGGGGAGAAGCCGCUUCACGUCUACUACUGCCUGUGCGGGCAGAUGGUGCUGGUGCUGGACUGCCAGCUGGAGAAGCUGCCGAUGCGGCCGCGGGACCGCGCCCGGGUGAUGGACGCCGCCAAGCACGCCCACAAGUUCUGCAACGCGGAGGAGGAGGAGAGCGUCUUCCUGCGCAGACCAGAAGGCAUAGAGCGGCAGUUCAGAAAGAAAUGCGGCAAGUGUGGACUGCUGCUUUUUUAUCAACACCAACAGAAAAAUGCUCCUGUGACCUUCAUUGUUGAUGGUGCUGUGGUCAAAUUUGGACAGUGUUUUGGGAAAACAAACAUAUAUACUCAGAAACAAGAACCUCCCAAAAAGGUGAUGAUGACCAAACGGACCAAAGACAUGGGCAAGUUCAGUUCUGUCACAGUCUCCACAAUUGAUGAAGAAGAGGAGGAGAUCGAAGCGAGGGAGAUUGCAGACUCCUAUGCACAGAAUGCAAAAGUGAUUGAGAAACAGCUGGAACGCAAAGGCAUGAGCAAAAGAAGGCUACAGGAGUUGGCUGAGUUGGAAGCCAAGAAAGCCAAGAUGAAAGGAACCCUGAUUGAUAACCAGUUCAAAUGAAAUGCUGCGCAUCUGCUGGGUAUUCGGCAACAGGAGAAAGCUACCAGGAACUGUCGCAGAUAUGUCAGCAAAGCUGAAGUAACAGGCAAUGUUCAAGGGCAACAUGCUGCAACCAGCUUGGAGGACGAGUAACUCUGUCAUCAGUGAUACUCUGGUACCUAUUUUAAUAACUGCAAUGGCACUGGAGACUUUGCUCAAACUGCUGUUCUCUACAGACCCAGUGCUAUGAGCAGGCUGUUCCAGACAGAAUAUUUACUUUUGGGAAAACCUUCAGUGGGUGCCUUCCUGAAUUCAGUGCAUCUUUAGAUACCUGUCUUUUUAUUUUGGUAGUUUUCAAAUGUGUAAGAUUUCCAUAAAUGUAUUAGAACAAUAGGUCAACUGUACAACAGAGAAAUGAUUACAAAAGUAAGCUCUG
This is a messenger RNA of Chroicocephalus ridibundus (black-headed gull), 1757 nucleotides long. It is a transcript of the gene STEEP1, whose product is annotated as STING1 ER exit protein 1. The coding region runs from base 674 to 1342 and encodes 222 amino acids. NCBI's taxonomy places the organism in Eukaryota, Metazoa, Chordata, Aves, Charadriiformes, Laridae. The record is from RefSeq and is a predicted model, not a curated record. Gene Ontology annotation, biological process: endoplasmic reticulum to Golgi vesicle-mediated transport; endoplasmic reticulum membrane organization. The transcript is spliced from 7 exons.